Aplysia californica (California sea hare) is the source of this 1342-nucleotide messenger RNA. Its product is annotated as cell wall protein TIR4-like. NCBI's taxonomy places the organism in Eukaryota, Metazoa, Mollusca, Gastropoda, Aplysiida, Aplysiidae. The record is from RefSeq and is a predicted model, not a curated record.
AUGACGUCAUUUGCACCUGUGACGUCCCUUGUUACUGUGUCGUCCCUCAUCACAGAGUCUAUCUCUGUGGCUGGGUCUUCAUUUGUAAUUGUGACGUCAUCCGUGGGCGUACAGCCAUCUCUCACACUUGUAUUUGUGACGUCAUAUAUGCCUAUGACGUCUUAUGUGAUUGUGACGUCAUCCGUUACAGAGCCUUCUGCUGCUCUCGAGUCUUCACCCGUAUUGUUGACGUCAUCCGUACUCGAGGCAUCAUUUGUGCUUGUGCCGUCCUCCAUCACAGAGUUUUACUCUGUUGGUGGGUCGUCAUUUGUUACCUUGGAGUCUGCUGCGAACACAUUGUCGAUCAUCACAGAGAGUUCUGUUGUAUUUGUAACAUCGUCUGUACUUAUGACGUCACAUGUGGUCGUGGCUUCAUCCGUUGCAGAGUCCUCCUCUGUGGCCGGAUCGUCGUCUGUACUCGUGACGUCAUUUGUAACUGUUUCAUCGUCUGUCGCAGAGUCCUCGUCUGUGCUCGAGUCGACAUCUGCAGAUUUGACGUCAUCCGUGAUUGUGUCGUCAUCCCUCACGGGAACUUUCUCUGUGGCUGGGUCGUCAUUUGUAACAGUGACGUCAUCCGUGGGCGCGUUGUCUUCUAUCACAGAGUCUCUGUUUGUAAUGUUGACGUCAUAUGUACCUAUGACGUCACACGUGGUCGUGACUUCAUCCGUUGCAGAGUCCUCCUCUGUGACUGGAUCGUCGUCUGUACUCGUGACGUCAUUUGUAACUGUUUCAUCGUCUGUCGCAGAGUCCUCGUCUGUGCUCGAGUCGACAUCUGCAGAUUUGACGUCAUCUAUGAUUGUGUCGUCAUCCCUCACGGACUCUUCCUCUGUUACUGUUUCAUCGUCUGUCGCAGAGUCCUCGUCUGUACUCGAGUUGACAUCUGUAGCUUUGACGUCAUCCGUGCCCGUGACGUCAUCUGUGAUUGUGUCGUCAUCCGUCACGGAGUCCUCCUCCUCUGUGACCGGGUCGUCAUUUGUAACCUUGACGACAUCUGUGAUCGUGUUGUCAUCUUCCUAUGUGGCCGGCUCGUCCUCUUCGGCGCUGAUGUCAUCCGCGGCUGUGCUUUCUUCUGCGGCGCAGUCUUCUUCUCUGGCUGGCUCUUCCACUGUUGUUAUGUCAUCAUCGUCGGCAGAGUUGACGUCAUCUCUCGCGACCUCCUCCUCGUCAGUUGAUGCUUCCUCGUCGUCCAUAGAAACCACGCCGACGUCAACAGUGGAGAUGACGUCUUCUAUUGACGUCAGUUCUACGCCAGAUACUGCUGGGGCAUCGUCCGCGAGCUCACUCCAGCCCAGUCAAUCCACAG